Medioppia subpectinata is the source of this 1168-nucleotide messenger RNA. NCBI's taxonomy places the organism in Eukaryota, Metazoa, Arthropoda, Arachnida, Sarcoptiformes, Oppiidae. The record is from the annotation of a GenBank genome assembly.
AAUUGAGUCCACGUUUAAAGACUUUUAAACACUUUUAUAAACAAAAGUUUUAAUUAAUUUUAAUUGAAUUGCAAUUCAAAAAGUGAUGGAAAAUAUAUUAUCGUUGAAAGGGUUGAGCGAAAGGAUCCGUUCACUCGAUGUCUACCCAAAAGUGUUGGAAGACUUCCGGAUUAAGACAUUCGGCGGCGCGACAGUGACAAUAAUAAGUGGUCUCAUAAUGUCUGUGCUCUUCAUAUCUGAACUCAACUACUAUUUGACGCCCGAAUUGAGAGAAGAGUUAUUAGUGGACGUCUCGAGAGGUGACAAAUUGCGGAUCAAUUUGGAUGUUGUCUUUCCGCACAUUUCGUGCCACUUCUUGGCCAUCGACGCCAUCGACGUGUCCGGCGAACAGCACAUCAAUAUAGAGCACAAUGUCUUCAAACGACGGCUCAGUCUUAAGGGAGAGCCCAUCGAAAAGCCCGAGAAAGACAAUACAAUCGGCUCUUCCAACAGAACUAACAAAGAGUUAGUGAAAGCAGUGACGGAAAGAGUGACCACAACUACGUUAGACCCGAACCGGUGUGAGAGCUGUUACGGCGCUGAGAACGAGCGCCGCAAGUGUUGCAACUCAUGCGAUGACGUGAGGAUGGCUUACAGUGAGAAGGGUUGGGGUCUCAACAAUCUGCAGGACAUCCUUCAGUGCAAACGCGAAGGAAUGAGCGAACGAUUGGACAACUUUGACAAAGAGGGCUGUCAGGUGUUCGGUUACGUCGAGGUGAACCGAGUGGGCGGUAAUCUACACAUAGCGCCCGGCAAGAGCUUCACCAAACACCACAUCCAUGUCCACGACCUGAGUCUCAACGACUUCCAGCGUUUCAAUUUGACGCACAAAAUACGUCACUUGUCUUUCGGGCGGACCGUCGCCGGCAAAACCAAUCCAUUGGACGGAACCGUUCAGAUCGCGGCCGAGGGCUCAAUGAUGUUUCAGUAUUACAUCAAAAUCGUGGCCACAGUUUUCGCCAAAGCGGACGGUCAGACACUGCAGACCAAUCAGUUCGCAGUGACCCGACAUCGGAAGCCCAUUCAGGACACGUUGACUGAGUCGGGAAUGCCGGGCGUGUUCUUCAUCUACGAGUUCGGACCCGUUAUGGUUAAGUACAGCGAAAUCAACCGAUCGUUUAUGCAUUUC